AUGCGCUCUCGGGCACCAUCCCGCCCCAGUACGGCAAGCUCGAGGCCAUCGACUUCCUCUCCUUCGACAACACGCGCCUCUCCGGCACACCGCCACACGCGCACCCACACCCCUCCCGGCCGCCACACGCCACACCCCUCCCCGCCGACACACCUUCCCCGCCGGGGGAGGCGCGGCGAGGGCUGCGGCUGCGUCUCACGCCCUCUUGCCCGCCCUCUGCCCGCCCCCUCCCCCCCAGGCACCAUCCCGCCCGAGAUGGGCAAGCUCGACCGGCUCAAGGACCUCGACCUCGACUUUACGCGCAUCUCGGGCACCAUCCCCCCGGAGCUCGGCGACUGCGACAACUUUUACGAGCUCGACCUCGACUCGACCUUCCUCUCGGGCACCAUCCCCGGCUCGUUCGCCAAGUUCGACAACCUCUUCGACCUCGAGAUGGAUCACACCCAGAUCUCGGGCACGCUGCCAAAGGUGUUCGACAAGAUGGCGCGCCUCUCCCUCCUCUACGUCCACGACACGCCCAUCUCGGGCACGCUGCCGCACGGCAUUGGCAAGUGGGACAACGUCGAGGAACUCAAUUUUAAGAACACGCCCAUCUCGGGCACCCUCCCCUCCGGCUUCACGACGCUCGACCACCUCGAGCACUUCGACGUCUCGAGCACGCGCAUCUCCGGCGUGCUGCCGAGGGCGAUGGGCAACAUGAACGACCUCAAAAAGUUCAUGGCGCGAGAGCCGCAGAGAGCCGCAGAGGGCACGCUGCCCAAGAAGCUCGAGCAGGCUGGCGACCUCGAGCACAUCAACCUGCACUCGAUGCAGCUGAGCGGCACACUCCCGCCCGAGUGGGGGCGGCUCAAGCAUUUGGAGAAGCUCUCGCUCUACGGCAACAAGAUCUCUGGCGCCCGCCCGCCCGAC
This is a messenger RNA of Emiliania huxleyi CCMP1516, 909 nucleotides long. RefSeq lists its product as hypothetical. The transcript has 3 exons. The record is from RefSeq and is a predicted model, not a curated record. Lineage: Eukaryota; Haptophyta; Isochrysidales; Noelaerhabdaceae. Gene Ontology annotation, molecular function: protein binding. The annotation marks the transcript as partial.